Messenger RNA from Cydia strobilella, 453 nucleotides. RefSeq lists its product as uncharacterized. Bases 1 to 453 code for a protein of 150 amino acids. Lineage: Eukaryota; Metazoa; Arthropoda; Insecta; Lepidoptera; Tortricidae. The record is from RefSeq and is a predicted model, not a curated record. The transcript has 3 exons.
AUGUCACUGAAACUUAAACACCGACUGCACGUUCGGAUGCAGGCAGCGGCGCGCGCCAGUCUCACCAGUCUGCCCUGGGCCGCCGACCGCCACGCACGCUAUGCGCGUACCCAAACCCCGUUGUUGACAAGUGUGUGUUACGGUGAAGUGAGUGCCACAGCGACGGAACAGAAAUCGUCCGACCGUCCAGUCAUCCGUCACUUCAGUAUUCGGCGCUCUGUUGAAAUUGUCGGCAUAUCCAACAAUAGAGCGCGGAGAUGUCGCGUUGGCGCGGCGUCAAUGGCGCCGGCUGAGCACGCUCGGCUAGGCGCCGAUGCGCGCCUGGCUGCUCGUGUGUGCGGCGCUCGCCUUCGCGCCCGAACCGACGUCGGCGACCGCCGCGCACCCGUCUCGCGUCAGAGACGACCAUAUCAAAGGACAGAUACUCGCCAAGGUUGGUACACUAGUCACUAA